Messenger RNA from Arabis nemorensis, 264 nucleotides. The record is from the annotation of a GenBank genome assembly. Lineage: Eukaryota; Viridiplantae; Streptophyta; Magnoliopsida; Brassicales; Brassicaceae.
AUGGAAGGUGAUUACGAACCGCAACGUCAUAUAGCAAUGAUAAUGAAAUGUGGCGAUAAGCAGAGCUUUCCGUACAUGCCUCUUGGAUUGUCUUUCCUUAGUUUUAUCGACGCUGCAAUUUGGACUGCCUACUCUUUGAUCUACCAAAUUGAUAUUUACAUCCUUAUAUGCAAUGGUUUUGGAACACUCGCGUAUGCUUCUCAAUUCAUAGUCAAUGCCAUGGGCCAAGGGGUGCAAGUGCACCAAAUGACUUUGGAAAUUUAG